AUGUGCCUGCUUUGCACAAGAUCUCGAGGUAGGUGUGCUGGCGAAGUGGCCUCCUCGGCUGGCUACGCUUCCACUGCGGGUCUCUAUGUGGCAAGUGCUGGGGGAUAUGAUUGCCCGGCUGCCGUGACGCCCAAGCAGAAGAAGGCAGCCUUCAAGGCCUCCAAGAAUCCCUGGACGUAUAAACGGCUGACCAAACAGCUCACCCCUGGUGACCUAUUCAGGACCGACUGCGCUAUAGAGUCGCUCGCAUUUACCAGGAUGAUAUUCCUCUCUGGUGCGAAGGCCACUUCUGCUGGGCAGCACUGCUCCGGACCAUCAAAAACAGUUUGUCCCCGGAACAUUUUCCUCUCGCUGGCAGCCUUUGCAGGUGUUGGGGAGGUUAGCAGCCUCCUCCACAAAUGGUGCCUUGCACCUACGAGCUGCUGUAGAUACAUCAAGUCCGACUACGUCUGCUCCUGCGGCGCUGUGGAGCGCCAGAAAGCCUGGAAGGAGAAUCGGCUUCGUGUGGGGAAGUGCGCAAGGUUUGCAGGUUCAACGGCCAAGUUGAUUGGAUCUGCUGUAACGUUUGCUGCGGAGGCCUUUCAUGCAUGUGGGGAUGACGCAAGCCUUCCCGCGGUGUGCUCCUCCAUGGUCACCUUCGCGAUUGCUUCCUUAGGAUAUUUCGCAGAGAACGCCGCGAGAAGCCAUUACGAAUGUCCCUACUACAUGGGCCAGAACCUGUACCAGUGUGGGCAAGAUCAAUCCAGAUUGGCGUCUGCAGUGCAGCUGUUCGCUUCUGCCACAGCAGCUGCAGUCAUCAACUGCGGGGCACUGGGGUGGAACGGAAACUCCUUGCAUGCGUUUGGUUGGCAUGGUACAUCCGCCACGCCGGUUCUUUACGGUCUGAGGAGCGGACGUACGAGGUUGGGUAAGAGCAAAGUUUGUCAGACGGGUCGGAAGCGCAUCCGGCCUCGGUGGGGACGAAUUCUGCGCCAGAUGUGA
Symbiodinium necroappetens is the source of this 981-nucleotide messenger RNA. The record is from the annotation of a GenBank genome assembly. Lineage: Eukaryota; Dinophyceae; Suessiales; Symbiodiniaceae.